Messenger RNA from Hylaeus anthracinus, 6154 nucleotides. It is a transcript of the gene spas, whose product is annotated as spastin. Gene Ontology annotation, molecular function: microtubule severing ATPase activity; ATP hydrolysis activity; ATP binding. Gene Ontology annotation, cellular component: microtubule cytoskeleton. The coding region runs from base 798 to 2936 and encodes 712 amino acids. The transcript is spliced from 7 exons. Lineage: Eukaryota; Metazoa; Arthropoda; Insecta; Hymenoptera; Colletidae. The record is from RefSeq and is a predicted model, not a curated record.
AUCAUUUCUAGACCCAAUUUCAAUUCAAAUUUUCUUCCCUUAUCAUGCACGUAUGUUCGUGAUGUAUUUCCCAAGCAAUGAUUAGCCAUAAGAAGAAGAUUUCUCUGAAAAACAUAAACACCAGUCUAUUUUUAUCUUUGGCUCGAAUACCACACAGACUACAUUUGAUUAAAUCGGUACUUUACAAAUCAUUAUGGUUAUAAAAGAAAGUUAAAUGGUACGUUAAAGAAACGUUGAAUCUUUAAAAUAUACGCAUGUGCAAGGGAAUGUCGGAAUGUUGUUAAAGAGCGCAAGUGCGCAGAAUAAUCUAUCUUGCGUGAGUGUACGUCAAGGUGCAUCAAUUAUCAGUUUCUCUAUGAAUCUAUUAUUCUAUAUGUGAUUUUAUAAAACGUCGCCCGUCGAUGUUAUCGCGCUCCAUCAAUGUUCCAAGUUAAACGAGAAUCAAAACAAGCAAUGCUGAAGAAGACCACGAGCCGCUCGAUUUCGUCCUCAAACCUCCGAUUCCGAGCAUCUCGGAAUUCCGAGGCAUUUCAUCCCUUUCCUUCGUGUCGUUCGUCGCUAAAAACAAUCGCUUCUGAUAGUGUGGCAAUUACCCUUAGGAAAAACUCGUUGAGAUUCCAAAAUUAUUUUUAAGAGAACAAAAUGGUCACUAGUUAAAUGUUAUUUUUCGUUUUUCCAAUGUUCACGUAACGACUGGAAUGUCGAGAUGUUGUUUAGCACGAAUUACCCUUGACGAUAACGACUCGUUAUUAACGAGUCCUAUUAUUUGCACGAAUUGGAAAAUUUCACGAUAGGAGAUGUCUUACAGCGAUGGUGGGCGCCCAAUCCGAAAAUUCGGUACCAAGUCGCCGAAAAAGCUUUGCGUGACCAAAAAUGAAAAUAACGAUAAAACCACGACCGCCAUAAAUUGCAACAAUCACCACCACAGUCAUUAUCAUCAUAUCCAUCGCUUUCUCGAAACACCUCAGCCAUCUGUACACAAACGCAAUCUAUACAUUGUUUCUUUCCCCUUGAUACUGCUCUUCAAUGUCUUGAGAACGCUACUUUAUCAGCUAUUCGUGGUGUUUAAGUAUCUAUAUACAUCUACAUCUCAGCUGAUUCAACGAAGGCAAGCUUCCAAACAGACCUGUCAGUUAGAGAUUGUAGUUGGUCAAAAAUCAGCAGAGAGUUUGAAUAAUAAUUUGCACAAUUCUGGACAAAUUGAGAACGAAGUUAUGUCACAAGUACCUAGAAGACCUAUGGGUCCUGGUCCUGGGGAUCCUCUGCUUGCAAAACAAAAACAUCAUCACCGUAGAGCUUUUGAAUUCAUCAGUAAGGCUCUUAAGAUCGAUGAGGAUAAUGAAGGUCAAAAAGAAAUGGCAAUCGAACUUUACAAGAAAGGCAUAGGUGAAUUGGAAAAAGGGAUAGCUAUAGAAUGUACUGGUGGUCGAGGAGAAGUAUGGGAACAUGCUCAGAGGCUUCAUGAUAAAAUGCGCACUAAUCUAGUAAUGGCAAAGGACAGACUGGACUUUCUUGUGAGUGUAUGUGAGCUGAAAAACAUGGAUAUCUCCAGUGAAUAUCGCGGCCCUGGAAGUAAAAUGGACGGCGAACAUCCCGGAAAGAAUCUGAGGGCUCGACGCAAUAUACACACAUUACAAACAGCUCGUUCCUCCUUAAACACAAAUCAUACAAAAAACACAAACAGUACACAGACAGUGAACAUAGGACAGAAUACAUGUACCCAAAUCCCCAAGUUAAGGCCACGUUCACCAAAAAACUAUUGUGCCCAUUCUGAAGCGUCCGGAAGGAAGUUAUCCGUUCCUGGGAAAAGGGUGGGUACAGCUAUAAGCAAGAGUCAGACACUACCGCGCAGUAUGGGACGUUCAACGCCAGUUCAAUCGUGUCACAGAGUCACACCUAUUAAACCAACGUCUACGCCACCUUCGGUAAAAAGACAAUUAUCUGUACCUGGAAAUGGGUCACCUAUAAGAAGACCUGGAACACCUACCGCGUCGAAUAGUAACAGAGGUACACCUACGAGAAAAGUACCUCUGUUAAAGGGUGUGGAUCCAAAACUUGCCCAAGUUAUUCUUGACGAAAUUCUAGAAGGAGGAAAAGCAGUACAUUGGGAAGACAUUGCUGGUCAAGAGACUGCAAAACAAGCACUACAGGAAAUGGUGAUCUUACCUUCGUUGAGACCAGAAUUGUUCACUGGCCUGCGAACGCCAGCAAGAGGACUAUUAUUGUUUGGUCCACCAGGAAACGGCAAAACGUUACUUGCGCGAGCAGUGGCCACUCAAUGCAACGCUACAUUUUUUUCAAUAUCCGCUGCUAGUCUCACAUCAAAAUACGUUGGGGAAGGGGAGAAAUUAGUAAGAGCUCUUUUUGCUAUAGCGCGAGAGUUACAGCCAUCUGUGAUCUUUAUCGACGAAGUCGAUUCGCUGUUAAGCGAACGCAGAGAUAAUGAGCAUGAAGCCUCCAGACGGUUGAAGACUGAAUUUUUAGUCGAAUUUGACGGUUUACCGUGUAAUCCUGAAGAACGGGUACUUGUUAUGGCUGCUACGAAUAGACCUCAAGAAUUAGAUGAAGCUGCACUAAGAAGAUUCACCAAACGAGUAUACGUUACAUUGCCAGAUCUACGGACGCGAAUCAUGUUGUUAAGGCGACUUUUAGCAAAACAUAAUGAUCCGCUGACACUAGAUGAAUUGAAUGAAAUGGCAGUAUUGACCGAAGGCUAUUCUGGAAGUGACUUAACAGGUCUAGCAAAAGAUGCAGCACUUGGUCCUAUCAGAGAGCUUAAUCCGGAUCAAGUAAAGGAAUUGGAUCUUAAUUCUGUGCGCAACAUUACAAUGCAAGAUUUUCGCGAUUCGCUUAAAAGAAUUCGUAGAUCGGUAUCACCUAGUAGUUUGGCAGCUUACGAGAAAUGGAGUUUUGAGUAUGGCGACGUAAGUCUAUGAUUUUUAAAAAUUAGCUGAAGCACGUGGAUUAAAGAUAAAUUACGUUGGUCUAUCAAUUAGUCCAACAAACAAAAAAAAAGUAUAACUUUGAGAAAUACUACAAAAGUGACUUUCUGCGAUAUUAAUUAUUACAGAAUGUAAAUACAGCAGCUUUUACAUUUUCUAAGCUAAUUUGUAAAUGAUAACAUCUAUACAUAAAAAGGGAAACGUUACGAUAAGCGAAAGGCACUCUUGCUAAGUACUGUUUUUUAAGUCGUAUAGCUUUAUACCAUACACAUAUAUAUGUAUAAAUACCACAUUCCAUACUCCAUCCAGUAAUCAGGUAUCAUAGAUUUAAGUUCCCACUAUAGCAGUGUUGAUAUUAGAAUUCCAGUAUCUAUAGUUAUACAGUCUAUUUUCUCCACUGCUAUUGCCAUUUCUUUGUAUAACUUUUUUUAUUCACAUUUUCAUUAACGACGAACAUUUUCAUUAAUUCUGUCGAGUUACAAUUCUUUCUUUUUUUUGUUAGUUAAGUAGAGAUCUGAAGAUAUUAUUUAUUAUAUAAUCGCUAAGAAGGUACAACCUCAUUAUUAACAGUUACGGUAUGCACUUUUACGUCAAAAAGAAAAAUGUAAAUAUUUGAUUAUAAAUCGAGCACAAUUAAGUUGAACAGUAUCGAUAGGAAGACUGCAUUUGCACACGAAACUGCACACGUCCAAUCAGAUAAUAAAACGAGUAACGUAACUGGGAAUAAACAGUUUUUAACUACUGAUGUAGACAAAUUAUGGGAUAAGUGUAAAAAUUAAUAGAAAUUUAAUGGUGUCUUGUAUAACCAUCCAUCGAGAAUGGAGUCCAAGUAGAAUUGUUUUCGACACGCAAGUCUUGUAAAAGCAACAAAUUGCACACCAUUUGACGUAUCCAGGAAUAUAAAUCUUGUUAUGUUUGAUAUCUUAAAUAUUCAGUUGAUAAUUGUUAAAAUGAAAUGAUAUCAAUUGAGGUCUCUUUAACGGGGAGCAUCAUACUUAUGAGAUUGUGCAUCAUGUUCUAAUUUAAUUAUAUUUCUAUGAGACAACGAACUGGAAAUAUAUGUGAAUUGUAUGAAAUUAAAAAUAUUUAUUAUUUAUAAGUAAAUAUUAUCGAUGAAAGAAAAUAAUAUUAACGAUAAAAGUAUGCUAUAAAAAAGAGGUCGCAUAUAUAAAUGUUUUUUGAUAUUUAUCUAUUGCUUCAAAUGCUCAAAUAAAAGGUGAUUGUGCUUGUACGAUAUACUCACUGAUCUUAAAAACGCGAUUAUUGUAAAACAAUACUAAUAAGCCUCCGUGUUAACGUAACAUUAUUUCACUUCGAAGUUAUUUAUAUUAGUCUCCACAAUUUUGAUGUAUUUUUAUUUUUAGAAGAAGCAUGGGACAAUGUUCACCGCGUAUAGUAACUCGUUAUAAUUUAUCUUUAAUGAUGUUAAUGCAACGAGUUAAGCUUCUCUGGUGUGAUUGAUAGUUAGUACUCUUUAAUAAUAGUAGAUAUAUACGCGUAGAGUCCAUAUGGCGUAUCUUAACAUUUUAUUUCUGCCAUGCAGUUCGUUAAAAGAAUUGUCCAUUUAAUUGUUAGAAUUUUCAUGCAAGUUGUAAUCGGUGUAAAAUCAAAGAAAAAAAAAGUAUACAUUUGCAGUACAAAGUGCACGCUAUUCUCUGUCGAAAAAACGAGUAUAUAACUGACGAUAAAAUAAUGCCAAAUAAGUUUAAUUUUCACAGCGAUGAAUCAAUAUAAAUGCGUUAAGUUUGAUAUGUGUUGCUGAUUAUCGUAUACGAUUGAUUUAAUCGAAAAAAAUUACGAACCUACGUUUGUUAAAUUAAUGUUGAUACUUUUUCUGUUUUGAAGUUCAGUGCCAACAUAAUUGCAUUAUACAAACGACGUUUAAUUUCAUAAAUAGAAUCUUUCCCUUUAUAUCGCACUGCUCUUUGUUAUAUAAAGUUGCGUUGCGUUAAAUAAUUUAUUAUAUACAUAAGUAGAGUAAUAACGUUAACUGAAUCUUUUCGACGAUCUUGCACAACAGACUGUUAUCAAUAUGGAUAUAUAUAUAUAUAUAUCCAUUUACAACCCUGGCCUUCCAUAUUAAAAACACGCUCAGCCUCGAUUAAGUUAUUUUGCUACUUUUAUAAUAACUCGUAAUAGGAAAUUUCUUAAAAAUAUAAGCAUAAUAAUUACGAAAACGUUAAUUAAUGCUACUUAACCUAAAAUAAUUAAAAUAUGAAUCGAUUGUUCAGAAAUGUUUGUAAAAGUUUUGCACGAACUUAAAUUUCCCUUAAUAGAUACAUUUUUGAUUUGUGUAACCAAAAUAAUUAUAUUGUUAAUAGCUUGGUAAUUAUUAACUAAUACCUAAUGACACUCGACUUCCGAACCAGUAUCCGUGGUAAAGCAAAGAAUUUGUUUCGUGAAACCCUAAUACAAAAAUUAUGAAAAAUGUAUUUUCAAAAUGAUCUACUUCCCACGAAUUCUUUCAAUAAAUUCUAUUUCCUUUGAAUGCCAAAGUUAUAUUUUCAAACAGUGUUACAGAUCUCUCGAUGAAACCAAACAUGAAUAUAUAUUUAAUUAACGUUGAUAUACUCAACGACAUCACAUAAUUAAAUAGUAAUUUUUUUAAUGUAACUGAAUAGCAUAGUAUUACCUACUGUAUAGCAAUACAAAAUACCCUACGUAUUUAAUAUUUUGCCGCUAUAUGAUCGUGAUCGAGGAACACAUGUUUGAAUGUAAUAAACUGUAUAGUACAAAUUGUUCUAGCGCAUUUCAUUUUUAAAAGGAAUGAUUGCAGCUUCCAAGUGAAAAUCAAUACAAAUUAUUCACAACUUAGUGGCAUUAUUACAUACUCUUCUAUUAUAAUGUUACAAUAUUUCUAGUUGACAUUGUUUACAUUUACGAAAGAAAUGUGUUGGUUUAUAUGAUGAUACUUUUUUUUGUACUAAAUUCAUGCAAUAAUGCAUUUUUCAAAUUAUAUUUCAUACCAAAAGUAUAUAAAACAAUUGCGUUACCUUCGGUGUUAUGGCAAAGAUUGUACAUAGCAUUAAAUUUUUAUUAUGUCAAAGAAUCAGUCAGAAUAUUGUCUUCUACACGUGUCAUCCAGUCUUAAAUAUUUUAAGUGCUUGACAAAGAUGAUAUUGUAGGAAAACAUAUAUCUUCGGUUAGCAUAAAUAACUAUUGUAAAAGUAUACCGGCUGUAAAAUAAAAUUACCUUGUAUGUACUUAAAAAA